AUGAGCGUCAACAGCCAGGUAACAACACAUAUUCUAGACACCAGCUCAGGUAGACCAGCUAGAGAUGUAGCAAUUGAGCUAUUCACCGGACAAGAAAACGACGACUACAAGAGUACGACAAACGAGAAAGGACGUUGCGAGGAUAUCAUACCUAAUCGCUCAUUAUCAAAAGGCAAGUACCAGCUGAGAUUUCAUACUGGUGAAUACUGGGAGAAGCAAGGUAUAAGACCAUUUCAUCCAAUUAUCGACGUACAUUUUGAGAUUUACGACGAGAGUGAACAUUAUCAUAUUCCUUUGCUUAUCACGCCAGCAAGUUAUACAACCUAUAGAGGUUCAUAAUUUAGCAAUAAUACAUAUGUUCAUUUAACAAAUUUGAGAAUCCUUUCGAAAAUUUAAAUUCGCCAUUAGAAAUAU
Molecule: messenger RNA, 414 nt
Organism: Wallemia mellicola CBS 633.66
Lineage: Eukaryota; Fungi; Basidiomycota; Wallemiomycetes; Wallemiales; Wallemiaceae
Product: putative transthyretin-like protein precursor
Exons: 5
Coding region: 1-339 (112 amino acids)
Biological process (GO): purine nucleobase metabolic process
Molecular function (GO): hydroxyisourate hydrolase activity
Source: RefSeq, a predicted model, not a curated record